CUUUCACUUUCACUUUCACUUCCCACUUGCCGUGUGUAAAGACUACGGCCCACUCACGAGCCACUCUCUCUCUCCUCUAUAUCUCUCUAUAUCUCUCUCCCUCCUCUAUCUCUCUCUCCCUCUUCCUGUAUUUCUUUUCUCGUGUGCAGAUCUCACAUCCCAAACUCAAAACACAUCGAAGCAAUUAAGGAACUAAAUCUGCGUAAAAGCAAUGGAGUCCAUUGCCAGGCUCACCAGCUUCGCCGUUUCGCUUCUCUUCUUACUCUCUUGCUUAUCUUUCACUUCCACAGAAGCGUAUGAUGCACUUGAUCCAACUGGGAACAUCACUAUCAAAUGGGAUGUGAUGAGCUGGACUCCUGAUGGCUAUGUUGCUGUUGUUACAAUGUAUAACUUCCAGCAGUAUCGCCACAUACAAGCUCCGGGUUGGACAUUGGGGUGGACAUGGGCGAAGAAGGAAGUAAUUUGGAGCAUGGUGGGAGCACAAACCACGGAGCAAGGUGAUUGUUCGAGAUUCAAAGGGAACGUCCCGCAUUGCUGUAAGAAGGAUCCGACAGUUGUUGAUUUGUUGCCGGGAACUGCUUACAACCAACAGAUUGCAAAUUGCUGCAAAGGGGGAGUCCUCAACUCUUGGGUCCAGGAUCCAGCCAACGCCGCAAGCUCGUUCCAGAUCAGUGUGGGUGCUGCGGGGACAACUAACAAAACUGUCAAGUUGCCGAAGAAUUUCACGCUCAAAGCACCAGGGCCUGGCUACACUUGUGGACCCGCUAAGAUCGUAAGAGCGACUAAAUUUAUCACUGCAGAUAAGAGGAGAGUCACCCAAGCUUUGAGUAAGUACUAAUCUUUUCAAAAGAAUUGAAAGGAUUAAAAAAAAAAAAAAUUGAGGAGUUUUUUACAGUGAUUUACCAUUUGCUCUGG
Molecule: messenger RNA, 915 nt
Organism: Morus notabilis
Lineage: Eukaryota; Viridiplantae; Streptophyta; Magnoliopsida; Rosales; Moraceae
Product: protein COBRA
Exons: 3
Coding region: 212-838 (208 amino acids)
Biological process (GO): plant-type cell wall cellulose biosynthetic process; cellulose microfibril organization
Cellular component (GO): plasma membrane
Source: RefSeq, a predicted model, not a curated record